Molecule: messenger RNA, 709 nt
Organism: Branchiostoma floridae (Florida lancelet)
Lineage: Eukaryota; Metazoa; Chordata; Leptocardii; Amphioxiformes; Branchiostomatidae
Exons: 2
Coding region: 37-540 (167 amino acids)
Source: RefSeq, a predicted model, not a curated record
GGGACAGGGAAACUAAACUGGUGUAACACCAAGGACAUGGAAACACAGUCAGGGACAGGGAAACACAAUCAGCACCAGGGACAGGGAAACAAAAUCAGCACAAGGGACAGGGAAACACAAUCAGCACCAGGGACAGGGAAACACAAUCAGCACCAGGGACAGGGAUACACACUCAGCACCAGGGACAGGGAUACACACUCAGCACCAGGGACAAGGGAACACAAUCAGCACAAUGUGAUGAAAAGCGUAGUCUGGGGACAGGGAGAAAUAGUGCAAGGGACAGGGAAACACAGUCAGCACCAGGGACAGAGAAACACAGUCAGCACCAGGAACAGAGAAACACAGUCAGCACCAGGGACAGAGAAAUACAGAAGGCACCAGGGACAGAGAAACACAGUCAGCACCAGGGACAGAAACACAGUCAGCACCAGGGAUAGGCAAACACAACCAUCACAUGGGGCAGGGAAACACAGCCAUCACAUGGGACAGGGAAACACAGCCAUCACAUGGGACAGGGAAACACAGCACCAGGGACAGUGAAACUCAAGGACAGGGAACACUGUCAGCACAAGGAACAUGGUCAACACCAAUAACGGAAAAACAGCCUCCAGAGUUAUGCAAUGUGUAUACGGGCCUCUUUCAAUCUCAAAACAUUUCAAGUAUCUUGUAAUACAGGAUUUUGAAAAACAAUAAAGUCUGAAAGAAUGUG